AUGGCAGAAGAUGAAACAAAAGCAUUGAAGGAGUUCACGGCUCCUACUGCACUCACAACAUCAUCUUGUAUUGUUGUAGCUCCUAUUCCUGUAGGAGUGCGUUUUGAGAUUAGACCAGCAACAAUCCAAAGCUUGCCUAAUUUUUAUGGGAAGACAAAUGAAGACCCUUAUCUCCAUGUGGAGGAAUUCAAAGACAUAUGUGGGACUUUUCGGUAUGAGAUAUCAGAUGAGCAGAUCCGUUUAAGGCUUUUUCCUUUUUCAUUGAAAGACAAGGCAAGAAAGUGGCUAAGCUCUCUUCCCCCUGGGUCCAUCAAUACUUGGGAUGAUUUGGUUAAAAAGUUCUUGUUGAAAUUCUUCCCAGCUAAGAAAACUAAUGCUCUCCAAGCAGAAAUUUUUGGUUUCUCUCAACCCGAAGGAGAACCUUUUUAUGAGAGUUGGGAGCGUUAUAAGGAUUUGUUCUUGAAGUGUCCUCAUCAUGGAUUUUCUAAACCCCAAAAGGCUCAAUUUUUCUAUAGAGGUUUGAACUCCCAAAGUAGAAGUAUGGUGGAUGCUACAGUUGGUGGAAGCUUGAUGGGAAAGACGGCAGAUGAGGCAAUUCAAGCUUUUGAGACUAUAUGUGAAAAUUCACAGCAAUAUGAUCCUUAUACAUCAGUGCCCAAAAGAGGAGGACUAUAUGAGGUUAGUGCAAGUACUAAGUUGGAAGAGCAAGUGGCAACCUUGGCGAGACAAAUGAAGAGCCUUACUCCUCUGUUAAAUAAGGCUGCAAGGGAGACAUGUGCUUCGUGUUCAAGUAUUGCACAUACCACCGAGGCGUGUUCUGAAAAUUUCUUCCAAGAUGAGCAAGUCAACAUGGUGAAUAAUUAUAGAAGGCCUGUGAAUGAUCCUUUUUCAAAUACCUAUAAUCCAGGUUGGAGACAACAUCCAAAUUUCUCUUAUAGCAAUAAUAAUCAAGUGCAGAUGCCAAGGAAUCCUCCCAUGCAAAAUUAUCAAGGGCCGGUUGAACAAAAGAAACCAUCUCUUGAAGAAACCAUGCAGCAACUUGCACAAAAUCAGAUGGAAUUUCAAAAGGCUAAUGCUCAGAUGCUUCAAGCUAUUCAAGAGACUAAGAAAGAGCAGCAAGUUCAAUCUCAAGCUAUUUCUAAGCUAGAAGUUCAAGUUGGUCAGAUUGCCACUGCUUUGAAUGAGAGAGAACAAGGGCGUUUACCUAGCCAAACUUGA
Molecule: messenger RNA, 1218 nt
Organism: Rosa chinensis
Lineage: Eukaryota; Viridiplantae; Streptophyta; Magnoliopsida; Rosales; Rosaceae
Exons: 1
Coding region: 1-1218 (405 amino acids)
Source: RefSeq, a predicted model, not a curated record